Messenger RNA from Entelurus aequoreus (snake pipefish), 2160 nucleotides. RefSeq lists its product as uncharacterized. Bases 553 to 2160 code for a protein of 535 amino acids. NCBI's taxonomy places the organism in Eukaryota, Metazoa, Chordata, Actinopteri, Syngnathiformes, Syngnathidae. The transcript has 4 exons. The record is from RefSeq and is a predicted model, not a curated record.
CGGACGCGACAAACCAAACCGGCGCGCGCCGCCGAGAGUUAUAGGCUCCGCCUACGCGCGCUGAGCCGACCAAUGUCUGCACCCGCAGACGUGGACGCGCCUACUAGCGUGUACGCGCAUGGGCCAAGAUCUCUGGACUUUCUUUGCUGGAACACGAACAUCAAGGAGGAAUUCAGGAGAAUAACUACCAUUCCCCUGGAGCGAACUUUCAUGCACUAACUGGACGAACACACACCAAAACGUAUUACCCUGAUGAAAGCCAAGGGAGGUGCUGUGGGGAUCAAGAUGAGGCCGCUCCUGGACAGACUGAGUCAGAAACAGAGCAUUGAGAUGAGGCGUGAAACCAUUAUCCGCAGCCUUAUACUGUACCUUGGCGAGAAGGAAGAGGAACUUUUUGAAGACUGCUUGGUAUAUCAUUAUUUUAAUCAUUUAAAAAUAUUUUUUAAUGACACAGGUUAAUUUAAUGUUAAAGUUAAGAGGAAAGCAGACUUUAUCAGUGAAUUCUCAGAGUUCGUUGCUGAUCUAGUGACGCACGCCGACAAUAUAAUCAUAAUGGGGGACUUUAAUAUCCAUAUGAAUACCCCAUCGGACCCUCAGUGCGUGGCGCUCCAAACCAUAAUUGAUAGCUGUGGUCUUACACAAAUAAUACAUGAACCCACGCAUCGCAACGGUAAUACAAUAGAUCUAGUGCUUGUCAGGGGUGUCACCACCUCCAAAGUUAUGAUACUUCCAUAUACUAAAGUAAUGUCCAAUCAUUACCUUAUAAAAUUUGAAGUUUUGACUCAUUGUCAACAAGCUAAUAAUAAUAAUAACUGCUAUAGCGGCCGCAACAUUAAUGCUGCCACAACGAUGACUCUUGCUGACCUACUGCCUUUGGUAAUGGCACCAUUCCCAAAUUAUGUCGGCUCUAUUGAUAACCUCACUAACAACUUUGACGAUGACUUGCGCGAAAUUAUUGAUAGUAUAGCACCGCUAAAGCAAAAAAGGGCCCCUAAAAGGCGCACCCCAUGGUUUACAGAAGAAAUUAGAGCUCAUAAAUUAUCAUGUAGAAAACUGGAACGCAAAUGGCGCGCGACUAAACUUGAGGUUUUCCAUCAAGCAUGGAGUGAUAGUUUAAUAACUUAUAAACGCAUGCUUACCUUAGCUAAAGCUAAAUACUACUCGAAUCUCAUCCGCCUCAACAAAAACGAUCCUAAAUUUCUGUUUAGUACAGUAGCAUCGCUAACCCAACAAGGGACUCCUCCCAGUAGCUCCACCCACUCGGCAGAUGAUUUUAUGAAUUUCUUUAAUAAGAAAAUUGAACUCAUUAGAAAGGAGAUUAAAGACAACGCAUCCCAGCUACAACUGGGUUCUAUUAACACAAAUACGACUGUAUGUACGACGGACACUGCCCUCCAAAAUAGUCUCUCUAUUUUUGAUGAAAUAACAUUAGAGGAAUUAUUACAGCGUGUAAGUGGGAUAAAACAAACAACAUGUUUACUUGACCCACUUCCUGGGAAACUUAUCAAGGAACUGUUUGUAUUAUUAGGUCCAUCAGUGUUAAAUAUUAUAAACUUACCACUUUCCUCCGGCACUUUCAGCAAGAUAGCAAUGAGAUUUGUUAAGCCCAACAUCAUGACAACUGCUCCAGACAUAACAAAGAUAGACUUUGCUGACAGAGACAAUCAGAAAUAUGACAAAGACCUAUACAUUGGCUCAGAAUGUAGGGACUACUUGUCACAUCAUAGAGAGAACUGUGACUUGCCUGCCUUCUUUUCCAGUGUCAGGAGGUUCUAUAGUGGCACAUGUAGCUACAUGAUGGCUUCUUUCCCAUUUGGUGAUCCAGUGCUGGUGAAUGCCAGAUUCCUCGAUAUUCAGAACAGACAACAAUGUAAAUUCAGCCAGGUGACAGUCAUCGAACGGUAUCCACACUUCCUGAGCAAGGAUGACAGGAAAAAUGUUGAGGAAGAAUUUUUCAUGUACCAGUGUGACUCCCUCUGUGCUGCUAUUGCUGAAGCUGAAAGAGUUGACAGUGCAUGGCAUGAAUUUGCAAAACUGAAGGACACAGCUACAAGAAAGACCAAAUAUGAAGCUCUGUUCAAGGUUGCUAAAUCAGUGUUGGUGAUGUACCACAGUAAUGCAGAUUGCGAGAGAAUCUUCAGCCAUGUAAACAAAAACUAG